Molecule: messenger RNA, 894 nt
Organism: Aphanomyces astaci
Lineage: Eukaryota; Oomycota; Saprolegniomycetes; Saprolegniales; Verrucalvaceae
Exons: 4
Coding region: 1-894 (297 amino acids)
Source: RefSeq, a predicted model, not a curated record
AUGGAAAGCAAGUGUCGAACUAGCUGGGAAGCGUUUGCCGUUGUGAAAAGCUGCAAGCAGCUGGUCUACAUUUAUAUCCGCCCAGCUGGCUUCCGCCUUUUCACCGACUACAAGAGCCUGCAGUACAAUUUCAAUCCUGCCGGCCAGUCCCCAAGUAUGGCAAGGUACCAAACGCACAAAUUGGAGCGCUGGGCCUUGGAUCUGUCCUCGUCCCCUUACACCAUCAAGUGCCUGCCCGGUGAAGACAAUUUGUGGUGCGACCUGCUCAGCCGCUGGGGCGCUGCCCAAGCCCUGGUGCCAGCGCAGUCUAGCCGGUGCCUCCUGGCCAUAGUGCCGCCCCUACAGCAGCCCGACUUUGACUGGCCCAGUCCUGCCAGCACCGUCAAGACCCAAGAAGUGGCCGGGAAGAGGGGACAGACCCCGCCAACCGGCGUGGCGUGGAAUGAAGACAAGAACCUGUCCUCGACAAGGAAGACCGCAUCUAGAUCCCACCAACACACGGCCAAGGGUGUCCGCGAUGUCUUCGCCUGGAGCACCCUCGAAGCCGAUGUCAAGACCUUUGUCCAAGCCUGCAUCCACUGCCUCAGCGUCGACGGCCCAGUGUUCCCGCGCCCGAUAGGGUUGGUGCUCCAUGUUAGGAUAUCCAUGCCCACUGCGACGCACGGGUGGCAGAAGAUCCUCGUCAUCAAGGACGACAUGAGCGGGUUCGUGCGACUUUGGCCCAGCGAGACAAGCGACGCAGCGGCAACCGCCAACGGCCCCCUCGACUGGUUCACGGCCUUUGGCGGCUCUCAUUUCAAGAGCGAAGUCAUCGACAUGAUCCGCAAGGCCGCCGGCGCCCACCAUCGCAUCACGACUGCCUAUUGUGCUUGGGCGACGGAACCGUUUAAGUAG